Molecule: messenger RNA, 1064 nt
Organism: Polypterus senegalus (gray bichir)
Lineage: Eukaryota; Metazoa; Chordata; Cladistia; Polypteriformes; Polypteridae
Gene: rpl5a
Product: ribosomal protein L5a
Exons: 8
Coding region: 107-1003 (298 amino acids)
Biological process (GO): translation; ribosomal large subunit assembly
Cellular component (GO): ribosome; cytosolic large ribosomal subunit
Molecular function (GO): 5S rRNA binding; structural constituent of ribosome
Source: RefSeq, a predicted model, not a curated record
UACGGAACAUGCGCACAGAGAUCUUUCUUUUUCUAAGGCCUGCGGUGUUCAAACCCAGUCUUGCGACUCCUGUCUCUCGGCAAACGGAGGGCGACAAGGCUGAGAAAUGGGUUUUGUCAAAGUUGUGAAGAACAAAUCCUAUUUUAAGAGGUACCAAGUCAAGUUCAGGAGGAGGAGAGAGGGCAAAACUGACUACUUUGCCCGGAAGCGCCUAGUCGUUCAGGAUAAAAACAAAUACAAUACUCCAAAAUACAGGAUGAUUGUGCGAUUUACCAACAGGGAUAUCAUCUGUCAGAUUGCCUAUGCUAAAAUUGAAGGUGAUAUGAUUGUCUGCGCAGCCUACUCCCAUGAACUACCCAAGUAUGGAAUCUCUGUUGGGUUGACCAACUAUGCUGCUGCUUAUUGCACCGGUCUGCUAAUGGCCCGCAGGCUGCUGAACAAGUUUGGCUUGGACACAGUCUAUGAAGGCCAGGUUGAGGUGACAGGUGAUGAAUAUAAUGUUGAGAGCAUUGAUGGCAAACCUGGAGCUUUUACCUGCUACCUAGAUGCUGGACUGGCAAGGACCACAACUGGCAACAAGGUGUUUGGUGCCCUGAAAGGUGCCGUUGAUGGUGGUCUCUCGAUUCCACACAGCACCAAACGAUUCCCAGGCUAUGACAGUGAGAGCAAGGAGUUCAAUGCCGAGGUUCACCGCAAACACAUCAUGGGAGUGAAUGUGGCUGAAUACAUGCGCUACUUAAUGGAAGAGGAUGAGGAGGCUUAUAAAAAGCAAUUUUCCAGGUUCAUUAAGAAUGGCGUGACUCCUGAUAAAAUGGAGGAAAUGUAUAAAAAUGCCCAUACUUCCAUCCGGGCUAAUCCUGUUCAUGAAAAGAAGCCCAAGAAGGAAGUCAAAAAGAAGAGGUGGAAUCGUGCCAAGAUGUCCCUGGCCCAGAGAAAAGAUCGUAUUGCUCAGAAAAAGAGAAGCUUCCUCAGAGCCCAAGAACAGGCUGCUGCCGACAGCUAAUAUGGUGGCUUCUGUUUCAGAAUGUUCCUCAAGAUUGUUUAAUAAAUAUUUUCACAACGUC